This is a messenger RNA of Osmerus eperlanus (European smelt), 3591 nucleotides long. It is a transcript of the gene ppp4r1, whose product is annotated as protein phosphatase 4, regulatory subunit 1. Gene Ontology annotation, molecular function: protein phosphatase regulator activity; protein binding. Bases 140 to 3028 code for a protein of 962 amino acids. The record is from RefSeq and is a predicted model, not a curated record. Gene Ontology annotation, biological process: protein dephosphorylation. NCBI's taxonomy places the organism in Eukaryota, Metazoa, Chordata, Actinopteri, Osmeriformes, Osmeridae. The transcript has 19 exons.
AGCUGCCCUCCAGGAGAUUAGGUUUGCCUCUGGUUCAGACAACGCUUGUCCAGUUCGCGAGGCGAUUUGUCUCACUGGCCAACACUCCCAGAGCAGCUCCGUCAUCUGUAGCCUGCUUCAAAUGUAGGACCAGGACAAGAUGGCGGAUAUUUCUUUGCUUCAAGAGGAUUCCCAAGAGGAGUUAGACGGGUUUGGUGGUGAUGACUACAGCUUAGAGUCUGACGUCAUUGUUCUACCUUCAGCCCUGGACUGUGUCUCUCAAGAUGAGAUGCUAACCCCGCUCGGUCGUCUUGACAAAUACCUGGCCAGCGAAAACAUCUUCAACAGACAGAUGGUGGUCCGGAGUCUACUGGACACGCUGAAGGCAGUCAGUGAGGAUGAGAGGGAGUGUAUUGCUGUCCUGGAAAGAGUAGCCAGAUUGGCUGACGACUCAGAGUCCACAGUUAGAGCAGAGCUGAUGGAGCAGGUGCCCCACAUGGCCAUCUUUUGCCAGGAAAACGUCCCUGCCAUCCCUUACGCCUUCUCCACCUACCUGCUGCCCAUAGUGGUGCGCUACCUAGCUGACCAGAACAACCAGGUGCGUAAGACGAGCCAGGCGGCCCUGCUGGUGCUGCUGGAGCAGGGUCUUGUAGAGCGUGGAGAUGUGGAGAAGCUGGUGUGUCCUGUCCUGGUGGACCUGACCGCCCCUGACAGCAAUGACGACGUCAAGACGGAAGCCAUGGCUAUCAUCUGUAAAAUGGCUCCCAUGGUGGGGAAAGACAUCACAGAGCGCCUGUUCCUUCCACGCUUCUGUGAGAUGUGCUGCGACUGUCGCAUGUUUCACGUACGCAAGGUGUGUGCGGCUAACUUUGGGGACAUGUGCAGUGUGGUGGGAGGAGAGGCCACAGAGGAGCUGCUGCUCCCCAGGUUCUUCCAGCUGUGUUCUGACAACGUGUGGGGUGUGAGGAAAGCAUGCGCUGAGUGCUUCAUGACCGUCUCCUCCGCAACCUCCCAAGAAGUCCGUCGGACCAAGCUCUCCUCCCUCUUCAUCAGCCUCAUCAGUGAUCCCUCCAGAUGGGUGCGUCAGGCAGCCUUCCAGUCUCUGGGUCAGUUCAUCUCUACCUUUGCCUGCCCCGCCCCCUCACAGGUGGACUGCACCUGUGACCACACACACAACAGUAUUGAGGAGCGACCAGUCACCAUGGAGACACUCAGGACAGACUUUGAUAGGCUUGAGGAUUCUAAGCACAGCCCGCCCUGUCCAUGGGCCUCUGGUGGCCAUGGCGACCAGCCCCAUAGCGAGGAUGGGGGGCUUUGUCAGGUGGAGGAAGGCAUUGUGGAUGUAGCAGAGGAGGGAGGUGGGGAGCAGGGUGCAGAGGUCAUGGUUGAGGUCAUCGUUGAUCCUGACCCCUACCCUGCUGAGAAAGACCCUAUAGAAACCGCAAGGGCUGAGAAGUUGGAGGACACACACACACCCGAGGACACACAAACACCUGAGGGUGUACCUGGAGAGGACGUACCUGAGCCUUCAGCCAGAGACACUCCUCCACGGGAGGCUAUGUCUGUAGACACUGGAUGUGCUGGAAGUGUUGUCUCUGUGUCUGAGGUCAGGCCAGCCGGCGGUGUACCAGAGCAAGAGCUCUACAACUCCUUCCACUUCUGGAGGACACCCAUUCCAGACAUUGACCUGGAGCUGGAACUGCUGCCGCCCCAUGGGAUGUCCAGCCAGCCUUGGCCCAGCCUCGGUUCCCCCAGCCUGGAUACCAGCUUGUCCUCAGCCCCCCCUCCCUCCGUGGGCCCUAGCUUGGGGAGGAGGCAGCUGGAGGAGCUGAUAGAGAACCUGGAGCCCCACAUAGACGACCCGGAUGUGAAAGCUCAGGUGGACGUCCUGACCGCUGCCCUGAAGGCCACAGCCAUGGAGCCUGGCCGUGGGGUCAGGGGUCAGGGGGUGGGCUUUGGGCUACAGGACGAGUAUCCUGGAGACGAGUCUGAGCUCAGCGAUGGCAGCUUCACCCAGGAAGACGACAGGAGGUCCAAGCAGCAGGAUGUGGUCCCCCAGGCUCUACUGGACCAGUACCUGUCCAUGACGGACCCGUCGAGAGCCCAGACGGUGGACAUGGAGAUAGCCAAGCACUGUGCCUACAGCCUGCCCGGGGUGGCCCUCACCCUGGGGCCCCACAACUGGCACUGCCUCCGGGACACCUACGAGACCCUGGCUUCAGACAUGCAGUGGAAGGUGCGUCGGACACUGGCAUUCUCCAUCCAUGAGCUGGCUGGGAUUCUGGGAGCGCAGCUUACCGCUGCAGACCUGGUGCCCAUCUUCAACAGCUUCCUGAAGGACCUGGACGAGGUCCGCAUAGGGGUCCUCAAACACCUCUACGACUUCCUCAAGCUUCUUCACCAGGAGACCAGGCGUAAAUAUCUCUACCAGCUUCAGGAGUUCCUGGUCACUGACAACAGCCGUAACUGGCGCUUCAGAUCUGAGCUGGCAGAACAGUUGGUGCGGCUGCUGGAGCUGUACAGUGGUCAGGAUGUGUAUGACUACAUGAGGCCGCUGGCCUUCAGCCUGUGCACUGACAGAGUCUCCUCCGUACGCUGGACCUCCUACAAACUGGUCAGUGAGAUGAUCAGGAAGCUGGGGACCUGCCAGAGCCUGCUGGCUGACCUGCUGUCUGAACUGGUUCACAAGUUCUGCCACUCCCCCAAGUGGUCUGGGAGACAAGCCUUUGCCUUGAUCUGCCAGCUGUCCGUAGAGGAGGAGUGUGUGUCUCUGGAGCAGUUCUCUGAGCACCUGUUGGCUCCUCUGCUGCAGCUCUGCUCCGACCCCGUCCCCAAUGUCAGAGUGCUGCUGGCCAAGACCCUGCGCCAGAGCCUGCUGGAGAGAGAGUAUUUCCUGCAUUCUGCCAGUGUCCACCAGGAGGCGAUGGAGCAGACGCUGGUGGCGCUGCAGACCGACCUUGACAAGGACGUUAAAUACUUUGCCAGCGUGCAUCCUGGGAACACACGUCUCAACGACGAUGCCAUGAGCACAACCUCCUCCACAUACUGAGUCCAGUAAACACAAACGUACACACACAUUGACUGCUCAGAGCCAGUUGUGCUCCUCUAGUGUGAUUUUCUCUGUACCACAGAAGCCUUAAUCAUGUCUUCCUUAAUGAAAACUUGAAUUUCUGGAAGUUUAUGGACCAUUUCUCCUGUCUGAAGCCAUCCUCAGCUAGAUUCAGCGCCAGGCAGGACAGCCCUGACUGGGUCCUGUUUGAUACUGUAGAGAUUACCUCACUUGGCACCCACCACUCUCAGCUUCCCCAUGGCAACUGGGUGUGCUUGUGCAGGUGGCUGGAGUUUCGUCUCCAAGGGCUCUUCAUGGUUUUAAACUGUAGUGCAGCACAUUGUUGUAUUCAUGGUAACAGCAGUGUAGGGCAUAGCCUUGUAUUUUUAUAUGAUAUUCUGUUGCCCAGAAACAACCACUAGAUCCUGGGCUUUUAACCCCCCAGACUGUACAUAUCUGAUGCUUCUUCCCCUUGUUGAUCAGUGAUCAUGAAUAGUAUUGUGAUGCAACUGUUCUAUUUUCCUGUCUGCCAUCAAAAUAAAUAAAGCACAUACUAAAUCUCA